AGUAUUUAUACCAAGAUUAGCAUGCGUAUCGAUUCAUUUUGUGGGCGGUCGUAACAUUGAAGACUUUGAAAAGUAAAGACGAACCUUUUAGAUAGUUUAACCGUAAACGGUAGUGAACGCUAAUGUGUGUGUGCCGUUUAAAAAAUAUGUCGUCGACUUGGAAUUUUUUGCUAAUGUUUCAUGCCGCAUUUUUCAUUUAUAUAUUUGAGGGCACAGAAGGAGCAGCCCUGCAAACGGUUGGCGUGAAAAAUGCUCUGUAUGGAGUUCCAGAUUUGGAAGGGCCUCCUCUGAUCAUAAAGUCCUAUCCAGCGAUCGAGAAUUACCAAAGCGAUUUGUACGAAGUUUACAUGGAACCCUAUAAAUAUGAUGUGCGUCCGCAUUCUGCCAUAGCGGUUCUCAGCAGCGAGGGCGAAAGCGAAGUGAAGGGCGAAAUAACUUUCGUACAGAAACAACCUCCAGGUGGUCCGGUCUUCAUCCGAGGAAAUAUCACUGGCCUUUCACCUGGAAAGCACGGUCUUCAUAUCCAUCAGGCCGGUGAUUUGAGAGAGGGAUGCGAGAAGCUGGGAGGACACUUUAAUCCUUAUUUGCUGCACCACGGCAGUCCCAAGUACCCCCUCCGUCAUAUAGGCGAUUUAGGCAAUGUGGACGCAUCCGAUAGUGGAACAGCCGAGAUUAUCCAGAUAGACCCGUUAAUGUCGCUUGCGGGCGGUCCUAGAGGCGUCGUGGGAAGGGCUUUGGUUGUGACGGAGGAUCCAGAUGAUCUGGGAAAAGGUGGAAACGCCAACAGUUUAGUGGACGGCAAUUCCGGCAAGCCUGUUGCUUGCGGAGUUAUUGCGUACAUUCGAUAAGUCGUGAUUGUCAUUGUAUUUAAAUUAAAAUUGAAUGGCGAAGUUUUUUUUAUCAAAUAUUUGUAUGAUAUGUGAAGAGAAGCCUGUACAUAGAUAAGAUUUAAUUAAUGUGUUUGUACUUUAAUGCGUAACUCAGUGGAGAGCUACAAAGUCCGAACAACCUACCAACGUUUAUAUUUAAUUCAGUUUAGUGAAGUUUAUUAAGACAAAUUUUCAUUGAAACUGUAGUUAUUUAGAAUAUAGAAGCAAAGUGCAACAGUAAAAGACAAAAAACUAGUUUGUAUUUAUAUAAAUUAUGUUUCAACUUCUCUUGUCGUGAGGUUGAUGUUCUCUUUUGUAAUUUUUUUUGAAGAAGUAAUUUUGUUAAUCAAUAUAACAUAAAAAAAAUACAGUCUCCUAAUUUAUACGUCCAAUGCAAGGAUUAAUCUAAUUCCGAAAGAGUGAAAUAUUGAUAAAUUAUUACCAAAAAUUAUUACCAAAUUAAUCCUCGAGUUAUUUGAAAUUCCAUUUGCGAUGCAGUGGAUGUAGUUUAAAAUGUUUAAAUGUUAAUUAAAAUAAUUUGCUAAUCAGUAAUGCGCAAUUAAAACUCUGUCAUUUAUAUUGGGUGAUUAUGAACGAUAUAGAAUUAUUUUUCUGUAGUUUUCUCAGAUUCCAUUUCUUGUCUGCACAUACCGACAUUGUUUCCUUCCUGUACUUGAUUUUUGUAAAAAAAUCCGAUUUCCUGCCUUAGGUCGCUUUAACAUUUAUAA
Molecule: messenger RNA, 1597 nt
Organism: Cylas formicarius (sweet potato weevil)
Lineage: Eukaryota; Metazoa; Arthropoda; Insecta; Coleoptera; Brentidae
Exons: 3
Coding region: 123-848 (241 amino acids)
Biological process (GO): removal of superoxide radicals
Molecular function (GO): copper ion binding
Source: RefSeq, a predicted model, not a curated record